Messenger RNA from Patiria miniata (bat star), 2222 nucleotides. RefSeq lists its product as uncharacterized. NCBI's taxonomy places the organism in Eukaryota, Metazoa, Echinodermata, Asteroidea, Valvatida, Asterinidae. The record is from RefSeq and is a predicted model, not a curated record. The transcript is spliced from 4 exons. Bases 128 to 892 code for a protein of 254 amino acids.
UCUACCAAUCAGGAUGCCGUUUUGCAUCACAUGACAACUCGCCGCCAAGCUUGAGAAAGAACAUUUUUAUUUUGGCAAUUUGGGGUUUAAUUUUUCGAGGUAAACCUAUAAUUUUUCUAGGCUACAGAUGGAUCACCAACCACCAGUAAAUAGCAGUACUGAGGAGCUGACAGAUGCUCAACACAAUUUUGAAAAAAGGUUCAGUUGUCCAGUUUGCCUGGACCCCAAACUGAAAAUGGUGGUGUCAAGUUGUCAACACAGGACCUGUUCUGACUGCUUAUAUGACCAAACAGACAAGCUGCGUGUGGCCAUGAAGAAGUGUCCCACCUGCCAACGGGAGAACGCCUAUCCUGAAGACAGACCAGACAUACCCGAAGACAAUAUCCUGAUUCAGAGACAGCUGGGAGUGACCGAGUGUCCACUAGAUGGCUGUAAGGCAGGGCUGUGGAUGUGGGACGUUGAGAAGCACAUUGAAUCUUGUCCCCACGCUGUAGUCUCACCAAAACCCAAAGGGGGCAAGAAGCGGGCACUAAAAGCGGAUGAAAGCACCGACACGCCACCAGCUGCAAAACAACGGAAGAAAGCCGAGUCGGUACCUAGGACUCGUUCCAGAGCACCGAAUGAGGGCACAACACCACCCGUCAGAGUGACUCGUAGCAAUAGUUCCAAUGCAGGGCAGGCCCAACAGCUCAACAGAUACCCACUGAGGACCACUUACCAACGCAGAGCUCUGAGCGACUACAACCAACAGUGUCCCAACAAUUACUUCAGUCAGUACCCCCGAUACAUGGACCACUACUCCAGUCACAAUUUCCGGAGCCAGGUUUGCGUGGCCAGUUGGAGUGGCCCUGCGUAUGAUCAUCCUCGAAAUGGGAACUGGGUCAGAUACUGAAUUGAUUCUUUCCUGUGCCUGUUAGGAGCUAAGUAGCUUUGCAAAUAAACCAAAAAAAGGAUAAUUCUACUGCAAAGUAUUGAUUUCAAAAUCCACAAUGGGAUUAGUCUGCCCUUUGAUAUAAUUGUAAAGUUUCAUUAAUUGCAUUCUAUUAAUUGCUUUUCAUUUAUUUAGGUCUAAAGAGACGCCCAGAACUUGUGCUCACAAUGUGUAUUUUGGAAUGACAUGAAUGAGAAGCAGUGGCUUCUUUCGCUAUUGAAGAAAUACUUCAAGAAAUAGCCCUCGACCUGUAAGAAUUGCAUGAAAAAUGUUUCCAAUUAAAUGGAUCAGUGUGUGUGAGAUAUUCAUGCUUAUUUAGACCUGUAGAAAUCUGGUCACCAAGUGUAUAAUUGUACAGUGAGUUUAUUUAGUGUGGUGCCACUAGUUAUAUCGCAUAUGAAGGCAUGUACGCACCACUGGUUCGGACACUUUCUAUAAAACCAAGGCUGCUGGCAGUUUUGUUGGAAAAUCAAAUUGUGAACGACUUUCAUGGCAAGACUUCCAUAUAGGAGCCCCUGUUAUAUUGUACAUUGUUAUAUUGUAAAUAAUUGUAAUUCUCUUGGUUUAUGAGGCGCUGGAACCAACUGUUAUUGAUGUCCUGGUCUAUGUGUUUUUGUUGGAAGGUCUAUUAGAUUUCUAACUAGAGCGUCGUUUCCAAAUCAACAUGGUCUUGGCCUUGAAGAUGACGGGUCCGGUCAUAGAACUGUAAAUAGAACUGUAAUUUAAAUCAAAUAUUUGCAGAAUUUAUGUCAAUUCUGAUGCUUUCUGAAAUCUAUUCAGUCGUGCAUUUGUUGAGUUUUCGACUUAAAUAUCUCGCACUUUAAAUGCCAUUAGACUGAUGGUGCUCAGAAUGCUGUUGUGGCAAAACAAAAACAAAAAAAUUCAAGGGAAAAAAAGUAUCUUUUCUUUCUGUGUAAAUAAACCAGUGUGAUAAGAAACCUAAUGCGAGGUCAUGUGACCCAGGCAUGUAUUCUUUACCAGUUCUCAUUCAUAACCUCCACCAUGGAAGUGAUUUUUCAUCGGCGUUGGUUUGUUUGUUGGUUGGUUUGUCUGUUAACAAGGUAACUCCAAAAGUUAUGGACGGGUUUUUGUGAAUUUUUUUUUUUUUAGGGGUGGUCCUUGUACAAGUAUAAAUCGAUUAGAUUUUGGAAGUGAUCUGGGUCUGGGUCUUGAUUUUUUUUAAAGGAUUCUUCACCAUUGGGAGAUAGGGCCAGAUUCAACAAUUUUGCUCCACAUUAAAACCUUGAAGCCGGGAUUAUUAUGCCGCACUUUACCGGCUUAUACGCAUGAC